AUGUUAAUAUCAGUUGACAGUAAUAAUCUUAGUUUUGUUAACGAUUUGAAUCAUGCUAAGGAUAUGUGGAACAUGAAGGCGAGAAUUAUACGAAAAUGGAAUCAGAGUUACAAAAUGGAGAUCAUCUUCAUUGAUGAGAAGGGUGCUAAGAUUCAAGGAGGUAUUAAGAGUCAUCUGAUACCUGUUUUUGAUGGGCAGCUGCAAGAAGAUGCUGUUGUCAUUCUUUCGAAGUUUGGUGUUGGUGAGAAUAAAGAUUUAUAUAAAGUAGUAGCGCAGCCUUAUAAAAUCAACUUUUAUAGAUGCACAACUGUUACUCGUGUGAGAGAUUGGCAAGGUGUUGAGUAUGGUUUCAAUUUCAGAGCUUAUGAAGAUAUUCUUCAAGGAGAGGCGUUAAACGCUUUGAGUGUUGAUGUUGCUGGAUCUGUGAUUUCUUGUGGAGAUCUUGAAAUCUUUGAUCGACCUCCAAAGGAGACUAAGAAGUUGAAUUUCGAUAUUGAAGAUUUGGAUGGUAAGGUUUUGCGGGUUAUUGUAUGGAAUGAUUAUGCGCUGCAGAUUAAGGACUUCAUUUCUAAAGUCCCACCUCAUGAGCAUGUGAUGGCCGUUGUACAACAUGUAAAGUGUAAGGAAUGGAAAGGUGAAUAUACAGUUCAAAGUGACAUGUUUGCAACACAAAUUUUUCUGAGUCAAGAAAUUCAUGAAGUUGAUGAGCUAAGGAGGAGGCAUAUAUUGAAGUUUGGACAAGGGAGUAGUUAUACUUCUCAGACGAUACUAUCGUCUCAGAGUAUUUUUCCAUUACAUAAAGAAUAUGUAACUGAAGGUGUGAAGAAACAUGUUGAUGAGAUUAGCGAGAUAGAAGAGGAAAUGUCUUGUGUUGUGGUUGCGACAAUUAAGAUUGUGCAAGAAGAGUAUGGUUGGUUUUAUGCUGCUUGUCGUAAGUGUUUCAAGAAGGUGAUGGGUAAAAGUGAAUAUUUGCAUAAUGUUGAGAAUGUUUCAGAUGAUAUUCUUCGAUUGCCUGCGACUUCUUUGGUUUGCAUCAGAUGUCAUACUGAAUGUACAUCGAUCACCACAAAGUUCAAGGUGCAAGUGCGGGUGCAUGAUGAGAGUGGUAGUGUUUCUUUUGUUAUGUUUGAUAGAGAUGUUCAGAAGCUUCUUGGAUUAGUGGCGAGUGACAUAAAAGAGAGGCAGGUUAAGGCCAAUGAUACUGGAUUCCUUCAUGAGAUAUUUCGAUUGGUUGAUAAGAAGGCUGCUUUUAAGAUUGAUGUUUCAGAGUUCAAUCUUAAAAAUGACUAUCGUGUUUAUACUGUGCAAAAAACAACUGAGGAUCCAGUAAUAAUUGCUGAGUUGGUUGGUAGAGAUGGUAAUGGUGAUGAAAAUUCUGAUGAGGAUACUCAAGAGGUAGCUGACGUUAAAGACGUUAACCUUUCAGACUCUUCUCAGGUGUCUGGUGAACGAACUUCAAGGGAUGUUGUCUCUGUUACGGCCGACUCUUCAGUCGUUGAAGUUGAAAAGGAUUCUGUAUCAAGUCCGAAUGAAAAGCGGAUGGCUCAAGAUGCUGAUGUUACCAACGUUGGUGAGCUAUCCACUAAUGUGAGAAGAACCCGGAAGAAGCUGACUAAGGUUAACUAUUAGAUGCUUAUGAAAAAACAAUUGUUAUGAGAGAUAAGUAGAAACCACUUAUUUUUGAAGAAUCCUUGUGGUUUUUAUUUAUGUCUGUUAACUGUUGUUUUAACAAACUGUGGUUAAAAGUUUUGUUUGUAAUGGCUACAAUGAUGAAUAUGUUAUGAAACAAGUAAGGUUAACCUUUAUUAUA
Helianthus annuus (common sunflower) is the source of this 1810-nucleotide messenger RNA. RefSeq lists its product as uncharacterized. Lineage: Eukaryota; Viridiplantae; Streptophyta; Magnoliopsida; Asterales; Asteraceae. Bases 1 to 1629 code for a protein of 542 amino acids. The transcript is spliced from 10 exons. The record is from RefSeq and is a predicted model, not a curated record.